Messenger RNA from Perkinsus marinus ATCC 50983, 1365 nucleotides. Its product is annotated as vacuolar ATP synthase subunit h, putative. The record is from RefSeq and is a predicted model, not a curated record. Gene Ontology annotation, molecular function: proton-transporting ATPase activity, rotational mechanism. NCBI's taxonomy places the organism in Eukaryota, Perkinsozoa, Perkinsida, Perkinsidae. Bases 1 to 1365 code for a protein of 454 amino acids. Gene Ontology annotation, cellular component: vacuolar proton-transporting V-type ATPase, V1 domain. Gene Ontology annotation, biological process: proton transmembrane transport. The transcript is spliced from 9 exons.
AUGCAAGAAUCACAUCAGCGUCUGCUCGAACAAGCCAAGGCUGCUCCGGAUGAUUUCUCGCGAGAGGCCGCUAUUUUGAGCUCCAAGCCUGACUGGCAGUCGCUCGAGAACGCUGGUCAGAUCCCUAAGGGUUCCGCCCAGUGGUUGAAUCAGAUUCACGGUACUUCUAGCAGUGCAGUGGUGACUCUCGCCCAGCGUAACGAGGAGGUCAUCAGCGGCCUUCUUUCCGUUCUCAAGAGCGUCGAGGACAUGCAUGCUGUUCAGUACGCCUUCACCGUCAUCUAUGAGGCAACUCGUUAUGACUCUUCCUUUUGGAAUCUCCUUGUCGGCUUCGCUAGGAAGAACGACAUCAUGCUUCCCUUCACUCGUUUUUUGAGCUCUGAUCGUGCUGCAGAGGAUUCCUAUUCCAGUGAUAAGGCUCUCUACGUCUUAACAAACAUCAUGAGUCACGACGGUGGUCGGAGGUUCAAUCCCCAGGAGGCCAAGAUGAUUGCUGAUUCCGUUGCUGAUGACAAGAACAUGAAGUUCAAGGGUGUCAGCGACUUGGGACGUCUUGAUGGUUUCUGCAACCUCCUCAAGUUUGAUGGAUUCCGUGCUGUUGUCUGGAACAACAGGAAGGUCCAGAGGUGCAUCAUGAACGCUAUCUCGGGCGUUGAAUCGUCGGACCCACUGGUCUUGUAUCGCGGUGUAUUCUGCGUAUGGUGCGUCAGCUUUAAUAAGGAGCUCGUCUCCACCUCAGUCGCCGAUAUGGGUGAUGACCUCGUGCAGGCCCUUCUUUCGGUUGUUGCUAACUGCCGUGUCGAGAAGGUCAUCCGCAUGACUCUUGCUGUGUUGUCCAACUUCUUGGGUGACGACAAGAUGUGCACUGCCAUUGUGGAGAGCGGCAUCAUCCACUAUGUGCAGAAUUUGGAGUACGAGAAGUGGCGCGAUCAGGAGCUCUAUGAGGACGUCCGCAAGGUCGCUGCUAUGAUUGCCAGCGAGAUCAGCACCCAUACCAAUUUCGAGCGUUACGAGAGGGAGCUCCGAACCAACAAGCUUCGUUGGGGUUUCAUCCACUCGGAGAAGUUCUGGCUCGAGAACGCUGAGAAGUUCGACAGGGAGCAGUUCGCUGCUGUGAAGGCUCUCGUUGCUCUCCUCAAGUCCGACUCCGCUGACGACACUACCAAGGCUGUUGCCUGCCAUGAUAUUGGCGAAUUUGCCCGCGUGUACCCCACUGGCAAACAGGUGUUGAACCGUCUCAGUGCCAAACCGGCCGUUAUGGCUCUUAUGACCAGCAAGGACCGCGAUGUCGCUCGCGAGGCUCUUCUUGCCACUCAGAAGCUUAUGUUGAACAAGUGGCAGGCACUUCAACAGGGCGCCCUGUAA